AUGUUUUUGGAAUAUAUCCAUGUCAUCAGAAACAAGAUCCUUCGCUUUAUCCCGCAGUGUCAAACUCGCGCAGACUUACAAGAUGACCGACAACUGCCCAUUCUCAGAUGCCCUCAUAUUAUCGCAAAGAUGGCUUCUCCAAAUGUGCGCACCCUUCCAGAAAGUGAGAAAGGUACCAUAAAGAAGUUAUCAAGCCUUAGUCAUCGAUCCCUUUCCAAUACCCAAUGCACAAAUCUCAUACGAAUGCGCACAUUUUUUAUCAAGAAAUCUCGCUUGGUCUUGAAUGAUUAA
Phytomonas sp. Hart1 is the source of this 291-nucleotide messenger RNA. Lineage: Eukaryota; Euglenozoa; Kinetoplastea; Trypanosomatida; Trypanosomatidae. The record is from the annotation of a GenBank genome assembly.